AUGGAUAGUCCACAGAAGCUCCACACACAAACACCUUCUCCGGAUACCCUGAACCCCUUCAUAUACUUGUACACAUCAUCCGAUCAGUCUGUUUCACCACCUCACCAAAUUCCCGAGCUUUCUAAAAAUGACAAAUUAAUUCAUGACCAGGCAUACCUUGACAUUGAAAACCAAAUAAAAUCCAAUGGAACUUCCCCACGAAACUCUAAGCAUAUUGUAACAGACCUCCCUCCAAUUGUGACGGUGGUUGAAUCUGUAAAACGAUCUGGGUCCAUCGUUUCAAAUAGUGCUUCUUUAAGAAACAGGAACAAAUUAAAGAGUAGAACCAAGAUGAUGAAAAGAAGCGACGCUGUAUCAGUUGGAGUUGCAUCAGGUGUACAUACCACACACAUACAUCAUAAUAUAGCCCAAAGAGACCCUAUACACUAUAACAUACGACAACACGAGUACCUUGACGCAUUUUCAAAUGUUGAUGAUUCCAGAGCCUACAAUGAAUCUAAAGUCAAAUAUCGUACUAAAAAUUUUCAAUUUCUGGUGAAGAGAAAGACUUCACUCAAGAGGAAGUCUGCUCCAAACGGAUAUUCAAAUCUUUCAAGUGGACCACCGAAAUUUAAAGAUCAAACAGACUUGAAUGAAUUCCUUGAUUAUUGUUACAAGAAUCCAAAAACCAAAAUUUCAGAAUUGCUUCCUCGUGCAGUGCAAUUCUUUGAAUUCCGCCAGCUCAUUUCACGUAAACCACAUCUAGUGGGUGCAUUCAAAGAUAUCAAAGACACAGAAUUGGCAACCAUGUUGAUACUGCCAGAACCAAAACCAGUUCCUGUCAAGAUACCAAUAAGGGAUAUUAAAAUAUCCUCACCAAUAAAGGAAAGUUUUACCAAGAAUGACUUUAACCCUUACACUGCAUCGAAGGAUUAUAACGCAGAACAAACUGGCACAACUUCAAGUGGGCUAGGUUUAGCGGCAGGUGGUGUUGCAUUAGGAUCAACUCCAAGGGGAAAGUCUUCUUCUAAAUCUAUUUUGACUGGAUCACCAGGGGCUAAGAAUAGAAUGAGUUCAGUACCUCCACAUCAAUAUAAUACUUUACAGCCUCAGGUCACAACCCCUUAUAGCCAUUAUCGCGACACCCUCUAUGCAUCAAAGUCUCUUGAACCUGUUGCAUAUUCGAAGUUCUUCCCCGGAAGUACCAUGUCUCGGAAGACUAUUGCACAAAUGAAUAGAACCGUGUAUCUUGAGGUUCUCAUGAGAAGGACCUUGGCAGCCAAGAUCUCUUACAGAUUGAGAAAUAAUAAUGGGAAGCGUCUUAGUACAUCUGAACUCGAGGAAUCUAGCUCAACGUCAGGUGACACUGAUUUCGAUCCUAAUCCUAACUCACACGGAGGACUUCCAAAACUAUCCAGAGGGUCUGAUGAUUCAGAAUCUGACGACGAAUCUAUUCAUACUGCGGACCUUAUCCGCCGUACCUCCUUGCUUUCAUCCGAUCUCUUACCAUCUCCACAAAUUUCAUAUUCUACAGGUAUCUUUGGGAAUAUAGGCGAAUUUGAAUUCCCCGAGUUUGAUCUGCCACUGCAGAAAUCUGUCGUUUCUGUUGAAUUGAUCAAGAAAUGGUCACCACAACAAACAAUGCCAGUAUCAAGCGAUCGUGUAUACGUGAACGACUUUAACAAGACCUAUUUUGCUCAGUAUGGAACUACGAAUGUACCAAAUUCUGGAGUUGUUAACGUGGACACAUUCGAUAGCAUUGUAUCCGAAAAGAAUGAUAGCCCGGAGUCUAAUAUUUUGCAUAACAACAUGUACGAGCUUAAACCAUUGAACCGGUCAUCCGAAACAGUCACUUCAUCUGAACCCGAAUCUAUGGGAACACCAACUCCAGUGGAUCGUUCGUCAAAGGGAAGAAGUUCGCGUACUAAUAGUACCAGUGAGAACACCACUUCAUUCCCAAGGGCUUUAAAUAAGAGACACAGCUCCAUCUCUUCGUCAAUAGUACUCCGAAGUCAAUUAGAUGACAUUGCAAGUCAAAUUACCACAUUUAUGAAUGAGGAAAUCCGGUUGAGAGCACAAGAAAGUCCUGUUAUCUUCCCAGUCGUAGGGGAAUCUUCUCCAUCGCCUCAUGUCGUGUUUCUGGAUAACAAAUCCGAAAAGGUCGAGUACUUGAUGAAAAACGCAACUCGUGUCAAACAUCUGACGCAUUCAAUGAUUGAUAUCAAAUCAAUGCAAGGCUCAUUGAGAGUGGCUGGUCCACUUUCGGAAGAGUCUCGAUCUGUCCGUGAAGAAGAACUGGUAUCAUUUACCAACUUUUCUAUUAAUCCACAACGAAAGACUCGUACUUCUCCACCAAACAGACUUAAUCAUUCACUCAAGAGUAUUGCAGACAGCUCCGUGUACAGUAGCUCAAGUAAAUAUGACUCUUCAUCAUGA
This is a messenger RNA of [Candida] anglica, 2415 nucleotides long. The record is from the annotation of a GenBank genome assembly. NCBI's taxonomy places the organism in Eukaryota, Fungi, Ascomycota, Pichiomycetes, Serinales, Debaryomycetaceae.